Messenger RNA from Anguilla rostrata (American eel), 1399 nucleotides. RefSeq names its product mitochondrial ribosomal protein S15 (gene mrps15). The transcript has 8 exons. Gene Ontology annotation, cellular component: mitochondrial small ribosomal subunit; ribosome. Gene Ontology annotation, molecular function: structural constituent of ribosome; RNA binding. NCBI's taxonomy places the organism in Eukaryota, Metazoa, Chordata, Actinopteri, Anguilliformes, Anguillidae. The record is from RefSeq and is a predicted model, not a curated record. Bases 166 to 1071 code for a protein of 301 amino acids. Gene Ontology annotation, biological process: mitochondrial translation.
ACACACGCCUGUCUGUUCCUGCUAGUAAUGUCUAGUAAAAAUGGCGAGCCCCUUGUGAGAAAGAGACAUGACAUUCUUGAAAUCACACACACGUAUCUGCGAAUUAAAAUAAGAUAGCCAACAAAAUAGAUAAUAGUAUUCGCACAAUAUAGGCUUUGUAUCAGGAUGUUUGUAAGAUGCGCUCUGAAAUCCGCGUCUUUUGCUGCGCGUGAGAGCUGCGUGGUGUCUGGUGGGAAGCAAACCUGUUCGGCACUUGUGUCAAAACAUGUUCGUCCCGCUGUGCGACCUUUAUCAACUAAUAUCAGUGACAGGUGGGCUUCAAACGCUGAAGAGCUGAAAGCAGGUGGGCGGAGCUUGUCUGUCCAGCCAGUGAGGAGCUAUGCAGAAGCUGGAAAAAAAGAUGCUCGUCAGAGUCAGCUGGACGACCUGCCUGCAGCCAUGCUGAAGAAGGAGUACGCUGCAGUCCCUCAGGCGCAGAUGUAUGUCCGGCUGCACAGACUGCGCAGACCGUCUCUUCACUCGUUCACUUCUCAUCUCUCGCCCCCAGUAUGGACGGAUGAUGUGGUCAGAAGGCUUUUAACCUUGGACCUGGCGAGCCAUAAGGAGAAACUGCGUCUGAAGGAGGAGCAGCUGGUGGCUAAAGUCCGUCUGCACGAGAACGACAGCAGCUCGCUCGCGGUGAAGGUGGCCGUUCUGACAGCUAGAAUCCGAAACUAUCAGGAGCACUUGCAGCAGCACCCGAAGGUGAGGACUGAGGACAAGGCCAACAAGCGGCGGAUGCUGAUGAGCGUGGACCGCAGGAAGAAGAUGCUGAAGAACCUGCGGAGCACGCGGUACGACGUGUUCGAGAGCGUCUGCACGCAGCUCGGGAUCGCCUACGCCUUCCCCCCGGAGUACUACAGACGCGUCACCCACCGCUGGCUCGCCAAGAAGGCCCUCUGCAUCCGGGUUUUCAACGAGCUUCAGAAAAGGCGCAAGGAGCACAGACGCAUGAUGGCGGAGGCCGCCGGCGGAGCCAAGGCAGAAGCAGCCGAUAAGGCUUCCACCGAUGUCCAGGGGAGAGCAGCAUAGGGAUGGAUGCCCCGGGAAUCUGAAUCGAUUAGUCAUGCCUGGUCACCACAGCACCAUUGGGAAUCUGAAAAAUGCACUGCCUGAGCUGUUCAUGAUGUUCUUCUGACAGGAUAAAUGACACAUUAGGCCUUUUUUUCCCCGGCUAAGAUUUUUUGCAGGAGCAGAGCAAGUAUCGGUCUUGUUUUUUUAACAAGGCAGCCAUUGGCACGUAAUUAUUUGGCCUGUCCAGGGUGACCAUGCACAUCAUCCCAUGGACACAUUCACACAUUAUACAAAUCUAUUGUACAUGACAUUAAUAAUAAAGAAUAAAAAUGUAAAAAACUUAAAA